Molecule: messenger RNA, 1972 nt
Organism: Osmia lignaria (orchard mason bee)
Lineage: Eukaryota; Metazoa; Arthropoda; Insecta; Hymenoptera; Megachilidae
Gene: Pez
Product: protein tyrosine phosphatase non-receptor pez
Cellular component (GO): cytoskeleton
Molecular function (GO): protein tyrosine phosphatase activity; cytoskeletal protein binding
Source: RefSeq, a predicted model, not a curated record
AUUUUAUGCACUUGAUCUGUUAUUUAUACACUUUUAGCGGCAAUUUAAAUUCAUUUUGUUUUAAGUAAAUAUUCAUCGUUUUAAGUUUUCCAUCAAGGACACACGGUAUAAGAACUGUAUACUGCAAUUUUGUAACUAGCAUUAAUGACGUGAACAACGAGGUUAGAAAUGCUUUCAAUUUAUUAGUCAUGAAAAAUUAUACAUUUCUCAUGCUUGACAGAGUGGAAUGUGUACAGUAGUCAAACACCUUAUUAAAAUGCCGUUUAAGUUCCAUUUGAAGAAAAGUCGACAAUAUAACGUGGUUUCAAAAAAUCAGUAUGUGAUCUGCAUUGAAUUAUUGGACACCACCUCCAUAGAAUGUACAUUGAGCAUUGACAGUCUUGGUCAAGAAUGUUUGGACAAUGUGACUCAACGUUUGGGCUUAGGACAGCCAGAGUUUUUUGGUCUGCGUUAUAUCUCACGCCAUGAUUCUCUCUCUCCAAGAUGGGUGGACAUGGACAAGCCAUUAAAGAAACAAUUGGAGAAGGAGGCCAAAAGUUUCAGUCUAUAUUUAAGGGUGAUGUACUAUGUCACAGAUGUACAGCUGAUCCAGGAUGAAAUGACAAGGUAUCAUUAUUAUCUUCAAUUGAAAAGUGAUGUGUUGGAAGGUAGAUUUCAAUGUAAUUCCAGACAAGCUACUCUCUUAGCAAGCUAUUCAAUGCAGGCAGAGUUUGGUAAUUAUGAUGCAGAGAGACAUACAAUGGAAUGCUUACAGCAAUGCACAUUGUUUCCCAAGGAUGUAAUUCAGGCAGACCCUGGAGGUCUAGAUUCUCUUUUGCAUACUGCUGUAUGCCAAUAUAAGAAUCUUAUGGGUGUUACUCAAGCUGCAUCAGAGGAAUUAUACAUUUCCAUUGUUAUGCAGUUGGAGGGAUAUGGGAAUGAAACAUUCUCCACUAAGGAUAAUGGCAAUAACGAAGUGAUACUUGGGAUUUCUAUCAAUGGGAUCAUGGUUAUUUAUCCUAACACACAAUCGACACAAUUCUACAGAUGGAAAGAUAUAAGCAACGUUAUUAAUCAUAAAAAGACCUUUAGAAUAGAAUGUCAAGCCGAAGGUGAAGAGCCAAAACAAUUCAUAUUCAAUGAAUCGCGUAAUGCGAAAUAUGUCUGGCGUUUAUGCAUAGCGCAACACACGUUUUAUAUGCAACAUCAAGAGUCUCGUCCAUUAGAAAGAUCAACAAACGGGUAUUUUGACAGCGAUACUAAUGACUCAGGGGAUCACGCGGUGUCCGUAAAUUUGGAUAAUAGGAACAUGGAGGGUCACACAAGAUGGACAAGUUAUAAUGAUCUGUCGACAUCGCCAUAUCCCGUCGUAUCCGUGUCAUCAACAGACAUAAACAACUUACGUGCUUUACUUCCAUCCUAUAGACCUGCGCCUGACUACGAGACUGCUGUUCAAAUGAAAUACAAUAACGGAGGAAACCCGCCUCAACCCUACUACGCUAAUCAAUCCACGAUUGUUGGAGCCGAUAUUUCGUGCCUUCUCGGUAAUGUUGUUAAUCGAAAUAGAUACUAGAUUUUUGCUAACAUAUACAUUCGGUCAGAGCAAAUUGUACAAACAACAGUCGUUCUAAGUAUUAUAAGUGUUUUCAUGGAACAGUAUUUUCUAGCAAUCAUUCACACAGACAUAUGUUAUCGUUAAAAGAAAUAGGAAAUCCUAUAGAGAUUAAUGGCAAAGACUGACAUGCACAAUUUUGGAAAUUCUUUUUCCACUCUGUAUGAUUCAUUUAAAGGUAUAUUAUUUCUAAGUGUUAGUAUUUUAUUAUAGUCCUGCUUAUUAUAUGCUGAAAACGUAUUUUAUAAUUCCCUUUACUAGACAGGGAAAUAAUCUUUCUGAUUAUAUCAGUGUUCAAAACAAUACAUUGUUAUACUUUAAAACAUACAAUAAUGUUAAUGUUGUAUAACAACUAAAAGAUAUUGUACUGUACAUACAUGG